Messenger RNA from Seminavis robusta, 1845 nucleotides. The record is from the annotation of a GenBank genome assembly. NCBI's taxonomy places the organism in Eukaryota, Bacillariophyta, Bacillariophyceae, Naviculales, Naviculaceae.
AAAGCAUUGAUCAUCACACCACAAAAUCAUUGCCUACCCAAGCUAGCUAGAUAGCAAGAGAUUAUUCCGGCUUCAGACUUGCGCCUGUGGGACUUUUUCCUUCUGCCGUACCUCGAUCCUCGGAAUACUGCCAUCGUCUGGCCGUUUUUGCAACAACUCGAGUUCCACCAUGACUACCGAUCGAUCGUCUUCGUCCUUGAAACUCUUCUCGCUGGUUCGCAAUGUGGUCCUUACAGUCGCAGUAUGGGAACUGCUGUCCUUUGACACCCAGCCCUUUCAACAGCAGUGGACCGGUGCUUCUGCAGCGCGGGGCAUGAGCCUGAUGACGCGGGACCUGAAAGCAUGGGUCGACGAAGCCUAUCAAGCCUAUCAAGCCGUUGGUGCCAUGAGCCACAUUUCCGUGUUCUCGGCAAUGCAUCUGGAGUACUUGGCAACCCUCACUCCCUCCAAUCCCGUGUAUUGCUACAAUUCGUCAUUUUGCUGCGGCCGGUGGGAUGUGGACGCCGAUCCUUGGUGGAUUCAUCACCCGGACUGGCAAGUUGUCCCUGAUGUGGAAGAUAUCACAGAUGUUGGAUUCUGCUUUGCUCCCAUUCAAAACUUGGAUCAUAAGCAAACAAUGCAACAAUUGCACCUACAGCAGUGGGGGGUCGAUAUUGGAGAAAGAAACGCCAAUGUGUCCUUGCAGGAGCUCUCCAGCAUCAUUCCAGAAUCUUACAACUUUACUGACAGUACAAACAAUACAAAUGCAAUCAACUGCUCCAAUCUAGUUACCACAGUCCCCAUCAGUUCUGGGUAUGGAGCAAGCAUGUCAUUCCUGUACGGCACUUUUUGGUUUGCAUUUACACAACACCUGCCCUUCCAAAUCAUCAAACGAGGACCCUGGAUGUAUGCAACUGCCAAUGUCAACCAUUCUUGGGCAUACUGCCCUGACCAAGAUGCUUCCUGCCUCUACUUGCCUCUUUCACCCUGCAGUCGAUAUCGUGCAGAACAGCCAAAACAGACACGUAGAGCCAACCAGCGUGAUCAUCUACAAGCCAUGCAAUGGCUGUGGAUGCGAGAUUACAUGGCAAGACCCAACCAAGGCUUCCGGCAGGCAUUGACCAAGCUACAAGAGCCCUAUGUCCCAUUGCUAAAAGACAGCAACUGUAUCGCCUUGCAUGUUCGCAGGGGAGAUGCCGGUGUCCCGAGAAAACCAUUUCGGAGGUAUGCGGCCAUUCAAGAGUAUUUGGACCUGCUGCCAAACCAAACAGCCAACAGCAAACGUACCAUUUUCCUACUGACAGAUGAUGCCUCCACCAUUGAUGAACUGCAGCAGUACCAUCUCAAUGUCUCCAAUCCCAAGUUCCAUUGGAUAUACACAAACAAAACUCGCAAUCGAGGUACCGAGCAGGGGUUUGAUCGACAUGUUCCUGCAGCCAGUGAUGGACCAGAAGAGUUGCUCUGGAUAACGGCUGAGCUUGAAUUAGCAGGACGGCAUUGCACAACUCUGCUACACGGCAUUUCGGGUUAUGCUGGCCAGUUACUGGACAGGAUGCGAUUCUAUGCGGGAUCCGCCCACCACAACAAUUUGACCAACUACUACUUGGAUACGUCGGCGCCCUUUGAAGAGAUACAGAAAUACCGGGGCAAGGUCCGCCAAAGAGAGUCUUACCUGCUGGACAACAUCCAAUCAUUUUAUACCAACACAACAGCAGAAGCGUAGCCAGAGAUCGUAGACUCCAGCUACUGCUCCGCUAUAGUCGCUGUUGGGCAGAUCUCUUGGCGACAACAAUAAGUGCGCAGAUUCCGCAAGCUAGGUAUACGUUACAUAACUUAUUAUUAGUCUACUAAACGCUAGCUACGGUA